This is a messenger RNA of Bactrocera neohumeralis, 1101 nucleotides long. RefSeq names its product ribosome biogenesis protein SLX9 homolog. The record is from RefSeq and is a predicted model, not a curated record. The transcript has a single exon. Bases 495 to 1079 code for a protein of 194 amino acids. Gene Ontology annotation, cellular component: 90S preribosome; preribosome, small subunit precursor; nucleolus. Lineage: Eukaryota; Metazoa; Arthropoda; Insecta; Diptera; Tephritidae. Gene Ontology annotation, biological process: maturation of SSU-rRNA from tricistronic rRNA transcript (SSU-rRNA, 5.8S rRNA, LSU-rRNA).
UAGUUGGUUGAUUGAGUUGGGCUAGAAAUUGCCCUUGUCGCUACAUACGACACAACUUUUAAUACAAUUUUGAGGCCAACUUCAUUUUGAGUAUUCACUUCGUUGCUUAAACAUGAGUUCGGAAGUUGUUGGUUUACUUAUUAUACAUAUAUGACGCGCUCUCUUCGACAGCCGAAAUGAAAUGGCGAAAUCGUUUGAAAUCGCACGACCAACCCAAACACGAUCCAACUAACACAACCAACUUGACAAAAUAUCAAAAAAUUUUGAUUUUCAUCCAAUCAAUUCGAUGAAAUUAGUACAAUAAUUGGUGCGUGUAUGCCUUCCAUUAUAAACGUUCUCUGCUGGUAGUGCUGCUUCAUGAUUAAUCGAUUACAAGACUCCACCUGUCAAAAGCGCAUGGUUAUCAAAUAAAUAAAUAUAUUCGAAAGGAUUAUAAACAAAUAUACGAAGUAAAUUUAAAUCCUGGUUGAAAGAGGAACUACAAAUUAAUAAACAUGGGAAAAGUCAACAAAAACAUCCGCAUGAAAGCCAAGGCUGCAGUAUCAAAAGCGGCUACCGCCACCAACAACAUUAAAACAAAAAUACAAAAUGUUGGCAAGAAAGAUGAUACGGGUGUCCUCGAGGACACACUUCUCCUAACUAAGACGCCUACUAAGAAAAAAGCAAUUACCAAACGCGAGAAAGUGCGCCAGAAACAUAAACAUCUAAUGAAUAAAUUCGCAUUGAUAAAAAAGCAACGUAAAGAGGAAGCAGCGCGCAAAAACAGAGAAAAGACGGCGGUUAUAGGUGACUUGAAGCCUCUGAAAGAUGCAUUACCCUCCUUAGAUGAACUAUUUAAAUUAAGUAAGCAAUCUGAUAGUAAGACGGGAAUAAAACACAUCGAUGAGCCGACAUCUAAGGAGAAUCCAAAAGAUGAUAAGAAAUUGAAUGUUAAGCAAAAGUUGAAGAAAAAGAAAGAGAAAUUUGUACGACAAGUUAGCUCUUACCAGGCCCUUCUGAAAGAUCCAGAUUUUAAGAAAAAUCCUCGUGAUGCAAUUUCCUAUCAUAUAAAAUACACACGUGGCCUUAUAGAUGAAUAAAGCAGAACUAACUAUAUAUGUA